Messenger RNA from Trematomus bernacchii (emerald rockcod), 3246 nucleotides. RefSeq names its product syntaxin binding protein 5b (tomosyn) (gene stxbp5b). The record is from RefSeq and is a predicted model, not a curated record. Gene Ontology annotation, biological process: regulation of protein secretion; regulation of exocytosis. Gene Ontology annotation, cellular component: cytoplasm; SNARE complex; plasma membrane. Gene Ontology annotation, molecular function: GTPase activator activity; syntaxin binding; myosin II binding. NCBI's taxonomy places the organism in Eukaryota, Metazoa, Chordata, Actinopteri, Perciformes, Nototheniidae.
AAAUGUUCUAUCUUCUGUCCCGGUGUGUGUGUGCAGGUACCCUAUCUUCGAGACCCCGUACCCCCUCACGCUGCACGAGUCCCCGGUCACCUGCUGUGAAUACUUCGUGGACUGUCCGUCUGAACUGAUCCCGCUGUACUCUGUGGGCAGCCGGCAGAGAAGGCAGUGCUUCAGCAAGAAGGAAUGGCCCAUCAGUGGAGGGAACUGGGGGCAAGGCACUCAGAGUUACCCAGAGAUCAUCAUCACUGGACAUGCUGACGGGUCGAUCAAAUUUUGGGAUGCUUCUGCACUGAUGCUGCAGGUAUGGUAUAAGUUGAAGACGGCGAAGGUGUUUGAGCGCUCUCGGCGAUCGGAGGAGAAAGGAGGGUCAGAGAUGGUGGACGAGGAUCCGUUUGCCAUCCAGACGCUGAGCUGGUGUCCUGAGAGCAGAAUGCUGUGUGGCGGAGUCUCUGCUCACAUCAUCAUCUACAGGUUCAGCAAACAGGAAGUCACCACCGACACCCUGCAGCUGCUGGAGGUGCGUAUGCAGAGUGAGUUCAGUGAGGGAGACUCACCUGAGUCACCUGAGCAGAGCCUGCCCCCCCCCUCCAGCCCUCAGGAGGCCGACGCCCCCCCUCAGACCCCCAACUGUGACGGGCCCAGAGACAACAAACCCUGCCUUCAAGUGCGCUCCUCUCCUCUCAAACAGUCUCCAGGUUUCCAGGUGGAGUUGGUGGUUCAGCUGCUGUGGGUCAGCGGGGAGCCUCCUCAACCAAUUACAAGCCUCGCUGUCAACUCAUCGUACGGCCUCUGUGAGUUUUGGAACAGCAGCGGCCUCGCUGUGGUGGACUUCCUCCAGAAGACUCUGCUCCUCAACAUGGGAAUAUCAGAGCUCUGCAGCCCAGCAGACCCUCACCUGAGGCAGCCCAGAUCCCCCGCAAGACCAGGCACACCUCCACAGUGAACUAAACAACCGGACUCUGCAGCCGGAGACUCGGUGGAUGGCUCCAACACCUCGGAGGAUCGAUGCAAAUCCCCCCACCAAGGAUCUGCGUCGCCGUGCAACUCCGAUGACGAGCGGAAACACAGGUUCAUAGAGAAGGUGAAGUCUAAGAGCAGACGCUUUUCCAAGACGGUUGCCAAUGACUUUGCCAGGAUCUCUCGGAAAAUUAGCUACUCUGGUGAAAAGUCAGAUCCGGAAGUGAACGCCUCGUUCUCUCGCUCCCGCAGCUCGAGCGUCAGCAGCCUCGACAGAGAGUCCCGAGAGGUCAUCUCCUCCCUGUGUUUCUGUGAGAGUUUCCCCAGGAAAGGUGAUGCGUCUCUGGGUCCUUCUCUGCUGCUGGGCACCUCCAUGGGCUCCGUCAUCAUGGUGGCCCUCAGCCUGCCCCCCCCCGGGGAGACGAGGCUGCAGCAGCCUGUGGGGGUCGCCCCCUGUGGCUCUCUGGAGACCCUGAAGGCGGGGAUCCUCACGAUGGCUCUUCUGGACUCCAGUGGCUCCCUCCUCCCCCCCCCCCUCGAACAAUGGUACGACCCGAACGGCUCUGAGGAGGACCAGCGGGAGAAGAGGCGGCGCCGCCCCCCCUCGCCCCCCCCCUCAGUGGAGGGUCAGGACUCUCAGUUCCUGGUCCUGGUGUCAGAGAAACAGGCCAAGGUGCUGGCUCUGCCCUCUCAGAGCCGCCUCCACAAACACAGCAUCAGCGAGAGCUCCUUCGUGCUGAGGGCCGACGUGGUGACGCUGGGGGGGGGCAACUGCAUCGCAUGCUUCUGUGCCAACGGACACAUCAUGACCCUCAGUUUGCCCAGCUUGCGCCCCCUGCUGGACGUGAACUACCUCCCUCUGACGGACAUGAGGAUCGCCAGAACCUUCUGCUUCUCUCACCUGGGCCAGGCUCUCUACCUGACCUCCCCCACGGAGAUCCAGAGGCUCACCUACAGCCAGGACACCUGUGAGCACAGACAGGAGAUGCUGAGUGAGCUGUUCAGCCCGGUUGAAACCCCCGAGGCUCCGAACAGAGGAUUCUUUAAAGGUCUGUUCGGAGGAGGAGCUCAGUCUCUGGACCGGGAGGACCUCUUUGGAGAGUUGGGGUCUGGGAAGGCGUCUCGCAGCCUGGCCCAGCUGAUCCCCGGCUCGGGGGGGAUGGAGGGGAUGAAGGGAGCGGCUUCAGGAGUCGUGGGAGAUCUCGCUCGUGCUCGCAUCGCUCUGGACGAACGAGGACAGAAACUCGGGGAACUGGAGGACCGCACGGCCGCCAUGAUGAACAGCGCCGACUCCUUCUCCAAACACGCCCACGAUAUGAUGCUGAAGUACAAAGAUAAGAAGUGGUAUCAGCUCUGAUGCAGCGUCGAGCCGAACUCUGAUCACAUCUUCCUCCUCCUCUUCAUCACCUCAGAGAGAAGAGGAGGAGGAGCUUUAACCCCUCGUAUAUAUCUCAUAAAUAUAUAUAUCUCUACACCCGCUGAGAGGAAGGACUUUAUUCCUCUCUGCGGACUCAAAGGAGGAGAAAAGUCUGACGUCCUUUGAACCAAUCAGGACGUUUGUGAAGGACGACCAAUCAGUGAAGUCUGUUCCUGCUUUAAAUGAUUCUUCUGUCUUUAAUUCGUCAUGUGUGUGUGUCCAGACGGAGCCUCGUAGAGCACUUGAGUCUCAGAAUAAGGGCUGGUAUCAUCUCACACCGUUUUAUUGUUUCAGGAGAAGAACAUACGGAGUCACUUUGCUUUCAUUUUAAAAUCAAGUUUAUUUAUUACGAGGAAGGUAAAAUAGAUACGAAGUUUGUGUGCCGGGCAUCGUUUUUGUUUGUUUGUUUUUUGCCAAUGAAAUGCACAAAACAGUGCUGAAAUGUUUACCCCCGAAGAGUUUACAUUAAUAUAUUAGGAGAGUUCUUACACUGGAGAGACAUCUGUAUGAAGAGGGAGACACUGCAGGUGAACGGGGUCAAAUGUUAAAUAUCACCACUUCAUGUUUAACUAUGCAAAUGAGGCGUCACGUGGCGUCACGUGGCGUCACGUGGCUUCAUGUGUGGUCAUGUGAUGUGUGUGAGUUUAGGAGAAAUCUGCAGACUCAACCAGACACAGUUGGUGAAAGAAACUCCUAAAUGUGGAUUUGAGUCUGAAAGAAGACGUGUAGUGGAAGAUAAAUAGCCCAAAAUAUCACAAUUACAACCCUAUCUUUACCUGCGGUGUCUCUCCUUAUCAUGAUUAGCGUAAAUGUAUAUUUUGGUUACAGUUUUAUUGUGAUGAAGAAUCUAUAAACAUGAUUAUUCCGAUUUA